Callorhinchus milii (elephant shark) is the source of this 1348-nucleotide messenger RNA. RefSeq names its product ras-specific guanine nucleotide-releasing factor RalGPS1. The record is from RefSeq and is a predicted model, not a curated record. Lineage: Eukaryota; Metazoa; Chordata; Chondrichthyes; Chimaeriformes; Callorhinchidae. Bases 319 to 1023 code for a protein of 234 amino acids. The transcript is spliced from 10 exons.
GAGAGGUUGAGACCUCGAGGGAUUUGAGGAGUGACAGGGACAGACUCACGGUGCUGAGGGACAGGGUGGAUUUGUGACCUGAGGUUAAUAAGUCUCCUUCACUCCCUCUCUCUCUCCAGGUUAUCUCUGAGGAUCGAACCAGGAAACAGCUCUCCCCGUCUGGUCUCCUCCAAAGAGGAUCUGGCAGGACCCUCGGAAGUGUCGGCCUGGGUGAGGUACAGCCGCAGACCCACCUGCCCAGACACCUCGGUCUCCGGCGGCUUCUCCACACCCCCCGUCCCCCGUCACCGCAAAAGCCACAGCCUCGGCAACAAUGUGAUGUGUCAGCUCAGUGUGGUGGAGAGUAAGAGUGCCACCUUCCCCACGGAGAGGGCCAGACACCUGCUGGACGACAGUGUCCUGGAGGGUCACAGCCCCUCCCACAGCCAGGAGGCCCCCCCCAGCAACAACAGGGUGUCUGUCGGAAGCAGCCAAAGCUCUGACUUCAGUGAGGAAUUGUCGUCGGGUUUGGACAGGAGCCGUAUGUACGCCACGCUGGGGCCCAACUGGCGAGUGUCGGUGCGAAACCCCCCAGGGAAACAUUGUAACGUCACCAGUCCCUCAGGGGCGUGCGGCUGCUCUCUCUCGGGCGUUGCUGGGACCAUCACCAUACAGGGCCCCCUACGCCGCAAAACACUGCUGAAGGAGGGCAAGAAACCCACGAUGGCCUCGUGGACACGUUACUGGCUGAUCCUGUCGGGGUCUCUGCUCCUUUAUUACUCCGCAAAAACCUUGCGCGCCUCCGAGCGAAAACACUUUAAGUCCACGGCCAGUAAGAAGGUGUCGAUCGCGGGCUGGAUGGUGGUGCUGCCCGAUGACCACCAGCACCCGGACAUCUUCCAGCUGAACAACCCCGACAAAGGCAACGUUUACAAGUUCCAGACCAGCUCGCGGUUUCAUGCAAUAAUAUGGCACAAGCAUUUGGAAGACGCGUGCAAAAGCAAUCGGCCUCAGAUACCUACCAACCUUAUGUCAUUUGAGUGACGGUACAAAGUGCACACAGCAAAAUGUGAUUAAAGUGCCAAACCCAGACGAGGGGCGGGGAAACUUUUUUUUAAAAAAAGAACAAAGAAAAUCGGAUUCUAUAAGAUAUCAAAAAAAAACUAGGAAAAAGGCGACCAAGACGACAAGCCGUGAAAAAAGAUUUUGAAAUGACUUGCGCGAAAAUACUGCCAGUGUCAAAAUUUUACCUGAAGCACUUUUUUUUAAAAAAAACGAAGCUUGCCAAGUGUGACCUGGGAAACGAAACUUAAAACGUUCUCGCGACGUAGGAAGCCAACAACUGCUCCUGAGCCCCCCAGCCCACCCG